Zalophus californianus (California sea lion) is the source of this 719-nucleotide messenger RNA. RefSeq lists its product as uncharacterized. The transcript has 4 exons. Lineage: Eukaryota; Metazoa; Chordata; Mammalia; Carnivora; Otariidae. The coding region runs from base 44 to 649 and encodes 201 amino acids. The record is from RefSeq and is a predicted model, not a curated record.
GCGCGCGUGCGUGUGUGCCCGGGCGCGCCCGGUGCGCGCGCGGAUGCCCUGGCGCGCGUGCCAUCGGAGCCCAGCAGCUGGGUACCAGCGGCUCUGCUGCCCUCGGCGCGGACAGCGUCUGGACGCGGGGCUCCUGGGGCUCGUCCAGGGCCGCGCCGCCCUGCGCCUCCCCGCCGGGACCUCCUGCGCCCGCACCGCAGCCCCGGGGCAGCCCGCGCUGCCCCUGCGUGCCUUCCGCGGGGAAGGCGUGGGCGUCCGCCGCGGACAGCCCGCUGCGGGUCGCGGCCACCGCGCGGUGCCUCGGCCUGGCCCUGCUGCAGGAGGCCUAGUUGCGUCACCGUGGCCUGUCCUCCGGCCUCCGUCUGCUCGGCGUGAUUCUCGGGCCCCGCCAGAGGUUGCGUGCUUGCUGUAUGGGAAGCGGAGGAGUAAGAGUGGAAAUGGGCGUGAACUUUGGAGUCAGGUCUGCCGUUUGCCGUCGGUGUCACAUUCACAUUGUCCAGAUGUGAACCGAGAUUUGGCCUUUUCACCCAGAGAAAAAGGAAAGGCUCAUGGGCACACAGUGCUGGGAUCGUGGGCACACAACAUGCUGAAAAAGCUGAGCACUGGCAGCCCCAAGCGGGUGACUUUACAGUUCUCUUCUGCAUUGUAAACUAAUCUCAGUGGCCAAGGAGACACGGAUGCCAUGGUUGGUCAGGUCUGUGUCACAGGCCCACUCCUGG